Molecule: messenger RNA, 17661 nt
Organism: Pocillopora meandrina
Lineage: Eukaryota; Metazoa; Cnidaria; Anthozoa; Scleractinia; Pocilloporidae
Source: the annotation of a GenBank genome assembly
GACUCCAGCGAUUCACCAAGUUCAAGUAGCAGCAGCUCUACUGUUUCUGAAAAUUCAAGCAGCAGCAGCUUCAGUGUCUCACCAAGUUUAAGUAGCAGCAGUUCCAGUGUCUCACCAAGUUCAAGAAGCAGCAGCUCCACUGUCUCACCACGUUCAAGUAGCGCCAGCUCCGGUGUUUCACCAAGUUUGAGUAGCAGCAGCUCCAGUGUUUCAGUAAGUUCAAGUAGCAGCAGCUUUAGUGUCUCACUUACCUCGAGUAGCAGUGCCACAUCAAGUUCAGUGUAUAGUAUCUCUCCAACUUCAAGCAGCCAUAUUGACCGUAAGUAUUUCAUCAUUCGUAAAUUGUCCCGUUUAAUAACAAACGUGAAAUGUAUUUUUUCAAGUCGCCAUUCUUGGGAAGUAUUGCGCAAUAUUAUUCUUUGCAUAGUUGUUUCAGGUUACACGAAAGUCGUUUCCUUAAACUCGGGCUUAGAUAGCCUAUUCCUUUUAGGCGAUACUUCCUUUAAGAAUAUAAAAAGCAGAGAUUUUCAUAGUUCUCUUCCUUCCUAACCUAGAAUAAUCAUUUACUAGCAGUUGAGUAACUCUCCAAGGUAAUCGUCGUACCGUUUUUUCCUCAGUGUACAGUUCUGAGAUAAGCGUUAUUACCUUAUUUGCACUUGUUACUACCUAUCACUACUACCAUUUCCGGAUACCGCAGAAAUAACAUCAUCGACAUAUCGUUUCCAGAAAAAGGGUUUAACCGGUGAAGUGGUUAAGGCCCCUUGUUCCAAGUCUUCCAUUACCAUGUUGGACGUGGAACGUCAGUUUGGUACACGUUUAAAAUAGCACCAAAAAGCGGUUUUCCUUUGCAAAAAGGAAAAUUCAGCUUUAUCGGAGCAUACUUGCCUAACUAACCAUACAAUUGGGUGGGAUAAUUCUAAAAUUAUCACCACUAAUCGGCGUUACCACUAGCGCCUUUGUUUGGAGGCUUGGCAUAUUAACUCCGCCCACGCUCCUUUAAAUCGUGACGAUGGCGGUUUGCUUCCUGACGCCUAUUUACACCUCGUCAGAAAAAAGGCCGCUAAUUAGUGAUUAUAUAAAAAGACCUCUUGUUGUAGCGUUUAGAUUACCCCUGAUGAAGGCACUAGACAGGAGUGUCUAAACGUUGGGUCUAUGAAUUGUAACUUCUUUGGUUACAUUCAUUAAAUCUGUAAACCAGAGUAGCAUCAAACCAUGUCUGCUCUUGAUGUUGUUACUUUUUGGAACAAAAAGCAUAAAACACAAUCACUAGUACAUUGUAUUUCAUAACCUACUUAAAGAUGUGUUACGUUCCUUUCUUACACGUACCGUAUUUUAUUAUGUACAUACUGAGAUUUAACAGACUGAAUAGGUGCGAAAUAAAUCUUCAUUUGAAAGCUGGUCGAAGAAGCCGAGAGCCAAUCAAAUGGUACGUAUCGCUUUUUUUCACGUGUGAGGAAAACGAUACGUCCAAUUAGGGAACCGCGUAUCAUAUUUUUUCACAUGUAAAGCGACUGUAAUUCAACCUUCAUUGGCAGAAUUUCGCUUUUCAGACUGUUCGCGAUGUUUUUUCAAAUCCGCCCUCAGGACUGUUUUUUAUGCCAAGUUAUUUACUAAAGAUGACUGUGGUACUUCUGUGCAGGAUUCUGUGGAAUAGAAAGCAUGCAGAAAAAAAGCUCAAAAGAGAAAACGAUGAGAAAACAAAGCAGGGAGAUUUAAAACUGUUCAAAUCAUUUUUGUGACGGAAAGAACGAGGAAAUUGAACAUGUAUCUUGAGGAGUUCAUUCGCUCCAUUUGACGAAAAGACAGAGAAGAUUAUGAACCCUUAAGCUUAAGAAGUUUUGUGUCAAGUGUUGACAGGUGUUUUGUUGAUUUUCACACAAGGCAAUUUACAUGAUUUACAUCUUUCAUGAUCGAUUUAUGAGAGUUUAACUUAAAUCUGAUGAACAACAAAUUGUCAUUUACGAGAAUUAAAUCUCCAUAUGUAUAUAAUAGACACUUUACACCAAAGUCUGCCCAUAUGAUAUUUACGAUCUCGUAGGUUUGAAUCAGAAAUCUCACUCGUUCGAUUUCCGAUACUACCGUCACAUGCGUAAAUAUCAUACGGGCAGACUUUCCAUGAAUUAUUCUUUAUAGUACAGUACAUUGCUAAAAAAUACUUUACCUAGUAUAUAUUUACAGAAUUUUGUUCCAGUGGGAAAAAACUAGUAUUCUUCUAACAAGAAUCAGAUAUACAUGAGAUUCUUCUCAUAGAAAUAACAUACUUUGCAUCUAAUAAUCGCGUUUCUUUUUUUUUUUUUCUCUUCAGCUGCUGCAACAAGUAAGAAAGCAUUUCUUCUGUGCCUUUUUAUGUGAAUUCAUCGAAUCUAAACCUGCUCUCGCCAGAAUAUUCGAAACUAUUGCAGAUGGCCUCAAACUCUAAUGAAAAUAAGUUUUCUCUUUUGAAACUAAUAACAGCGAAGGAAAUUUAUGUUUUAAUUUUGAAAUCCUUCAAUGUUCUGAUUGGUUUUUAUAUGUUGAGGACAACAAAACAUUUCCCACACAUAUUUCACUACCAUGGCUUAAUUUGAAAUUUCUGAUUUGCAGUACACCUCCAAUAAAGAAAGAAGUCUCCCUUUAAUAAUCUUCUUUUAAAGGCUUAUACCACACCAAUUGUGCAAUAACAUAGUAUACCGAAAAACUGGAGAAAAUGGUUGCCAAGCUUCUUGUCAUUAUGUUUCAAGAAAGGAAAAGUUAUUUCGGUUUAAAGUGGUUCCGACAUGAAGCCAUAAUUAAAUUAUCUGUUGUGAAAUAUGCCAUAUAAUAGUGCGGUCCAGAAAAGUCAUGGAGCAGGUCACUGAUGUACUUCUUGUUUUAAUUUUUGUUUUAAUUCAAAGAAAUCCCCAGCAACUUGUAUCCUCACGGUCCAGAUCAGAAGGAUUAUGAACUUCGUCUUGAAGAUACUUCUUUCUCCUCCGACCAAUGUUUGAGGAUCAACACAGAUUGGACUGGAUUUCCGUUUUUCACAGAAAGGCAUUACAAAUUAUACGUGAGUAAAAUUUUCCUAUAAGAGACUAAACUGAAUGAUUUUCCUUUCAACCAAUAUAAAUUUUUUGCGCUGAAGGUGCGCGGAGAAAAUUUUAAAGAAAAUGAGAGUAAUACUGCUCCAAUCCAAAGCGAAUGAAUAUCCUAAGACUACCUGAGAAAAAUCACUCGGUCAUCUAUUUGUUAUGAGAGAUUUUUAAGAGACAUCUUGCUUUCUUGCCCUUUUGUAUUUGAAAAUUUUCUCCAUAAAACAUAUGAAGCUCUUCGAGCGUAUGUCUUGAUUGAGAGACAAGGGUGGAAAAUAAGAAGCGAAGUUUCCAAAAGAUAUGCUUAUCUCUUCGUACGUUGUCACAAAAUAAAUGCAUUAUGCUACAAAUGUAAAUGUGUCACGCCCCAGUUGGGGAACAGCAGUCUUUAUUUUGAUCAUUUUGUUAAUGAUGAAUUCGCCAGGUAAACUUGGCAGCCGAGGGUUAGAGUAAUUUACGAAAGAAGUGGUUGCUCUAAAAGUAUACUUGCAUGCAAUGUUACAAACCUCGUUUAUCAUUCUUUUACCACCUUUUUUUUAGAUUUGUCGAAAUGGUAUAAUCCAAUUGAAUUAUGAGUGGAGCUGGUGGUGGCCUCGGAAAUUUGGUAUCUACUGGUGGUUUAGAAACAUGGGUAUUAUUGCUCCCUUCUGGGCCACAACUGAUACUUAUUUUGCAUUCAGAUACAAUCAUUCAAAGGUUUAUUAUCAAGUGUAUAGACAAACGGAAGAAACGUCAAAUGAAAUUCUGGCUAUGGCUUCAAAGCAUGUAAAGAGCUACACCGCAGGAUUUGACGACUUUGCGGCCACUUGGGUCCUUGUUGUGACGUGGGAAAAGCUCUGUCCAUACGUGUAUUAUUCAUACUACUAUUACUACAGUUACUUCGAGCAGGGUUUUCCGUUCAAUUGUCCUCGAGUAAGCAUUUACACUUUUUUUAAUUAUCAUAACUCCAAGAUAACCAUGUGAGUUAACGACAUAUAGUUGCUAAUUUUCAAUUGGACCUUACAGUGUCUGAGUUUUUGGUUUGACGAAUUCGUCAAAUCCUGAAAAAGCACAAAAAUACGAAAAACAGCAGGGAUUUCCAUUUUAUUCUCUUUUUUCUGUUUUAUUUGUCGGCUUAGCGAGAGCUCAAACCGGGUUGGGGAAAGAUUGACCAUACUUAACAGAUGUUUAACAUCCGAACAUCAAAAGAAGAAAACUUAAAGAUUGCCUGCCAUUAUUUAGGGGAAAAUUGCAAGUUAUUCGAAGUAACAAUCCCUAUGACUCCCUAAACUAUACUCCACGUAGUUCAUUAACAUUAUCAACCCAGAAGUGAUGACUGCACGUAUGAGUCAUGAAGUAUAACGUACAGCAGUAACUUGACUUGUUGCAUUUAAGAUAAAAUACAUUUAUCAGGAAAUAAUUAUGUCUGGUUUAAAAUAUCAAAAUCUGAAUUGUUCCUGCGUUUUUAUUGUUUUCCAGAGUAACACAUUCCAAGCUGUCUUGAUAACGAAUGGAUUUAACACAUUCUUGAUGUAUAAUUAUCCCUAUGGAGGAAUUCAAUGGGUGAUCAACGCAGAUCCGUAAGUUUUCUACGCCUCUAAAUGAGGGGGGCAUUGGAAUUUUCGGUUUUGCGCUUUCAGCUAUUUUUUAGAUCGGUUUUUCGGUUUUGGUGUUCAUUGCGGUUUGCGGAUAUUCCGUUUUUUAGCAUUUGGUUUUCGGUUUUCGCGAAAAAUACUAACGGGUUUUCGUUUUUCCUCCACUGAUCUCGAAUAGCCGCGAAACGCAAAUGUUAUCGAGAGGAAUGCGAGACAAACCAAUUGAAAUAUCACAGGGGGCCCUAGAUAGCCAACGCAUAGCCGAACCUUCCUCCGCCCCCUCCCCCAAGGUGGGGGGGAGGGGAGGGUACGGCUACACGUAGGGUACGGCUAAGCACAGAACAUUGCCAGAGGUUCUUUAUGAACGCCACCUCGAAGUUGGUGAACGGGUUACAGGCCGCACAUGACUGAUUGAUUCAACUUUCCAAUAGCAUCUCCAAACUUUCGUAGUUCGCAAAUGGAAAUGUUGGAUUAGGGAUUUCCGAUGAAACUUUCCAGAGUUAUAGCUUUUUGCGACUUCAAAAUUGCAAUCCUAUAGAGGACUUUUGUGCGAAUUUCCUUAAUUUAACUACUUUCCACUGCUGAGUCCGCAGAGACCACGCCCGAGGUCCUCAAGAGAGCAGCUGUUAAUUUAAGCAGAUACUAGAAGAUACGAAUGCCAAGUCCAUGGCAUUCAUAAAUCCUGUAAUAAAAUUAGUGUAGGUUACUCUGAAUGCUCCAAUUGUCACCAUUGUAUCGGAUCGAUCAGGGUUUUGAUAAAUGGGAUUUGAAAAUGUAUCGGUUUAGACAGUUUUGCAUGCGGUUUUCGGUUUGAUCGAAUUUUUUUUCGGUUUUUCGGUUUUGGAUGAUUUUUUCCACGGUUUUUCGUUUUCUAAUAGGCCCCAAUGCCCCUCUCCUAAAUGAAAACCAAAGUCAGAAUAUAAAAAUAUAUAUUAAAAUUGCAUAUAAGUAAACACGAAAUAACUACAAAUUUUGUCUGACAUUAGUAGGUCCCAUCGGUAUUCUUUGAUAUUUAUGUCUAACACAUUAAUUUAGAUUACACUAUGGUCUUUUUUUAAUGAUUUCUUGGUCUCAAAUUGGCUUACUAAUUCUUCCUAGUUACCAUCCGUACUUUUUAUCAAAGAGCUACAAUAUGACAAUAUGAUAUCUGAUGAAAUUAAUUCAAGGGCUUACGAAUUGCUUUUGAUUAGAAUAAAAAAAACAUUGAAAUGUGUUUGUGAUGGAAGUAAGGACAUCGCCGAAGUACCAGAAAUUCAUGCGACCGGGAAAAACAGUUGAGAAAAUACGUAACAGUAAGGAUUUUUUCGACCAUUCGUAGGAAUAACUACCGUUACUGGACGAACUACUAUGGUCUUCCUGUGGCUGGCUGGAAUGCAGGGAACGAUGGCAAAGAUUAUAUCAAUAUGAAAGGGUAGGAUAAAUCAAAUUUGAACAUAUUUAUAUUAAAAGAUCUGAAUAUCCCAAACAAUCUUUAUCAGUCAAUAGCGUAUGAAAAUGAAAAAUAAACAGGAUGAUUGGAACUCGCACAUUCUUCCACAAAGGCAGUAAUACAUGACCCAAUAUGAGAGAGCCAGCUAAGCAGCCAAUGGAUGUGAAUAUUCAUCCACGUAACCGACUUAUAAAGGGUUAUGUUUACGCGUGAAAUUUUCUCAAUGAUUCUUUACAAUUUCAAAAUUGGUUUACUUUUCAAUUCGGAGAAUUGCUGUAAUUGGUGUAGAUAGGUGUAAACCUUCAAAUUUAAUCUGAAAUUUCUCGCAGAGCCCCGAAACUCGAUGUAUAUAUAACUUCUAUAACCAGUAUAAUUCUGUUAGCGUUUCAUUACGAGUGAUGCAAUCUGAUUGGCUACAUCACUCGCCAUCUAUUCUAUGAUAGUUAGCGAGAAAAGAGAGUAGACUAAAAUUGUGAUUUAUUUGUAUCAUUAUUUGAUAAAAAGUUACGCCUUUCUUUGUGUUAAGUUUUGAAUAAGCAUUAAAUCUAUGCAAUAACAAUUAAAUGGAUAAUCUGAUUGAGCCUCGAACUAAUGUUUUUUUUUAUUCCAAGCUUUCACCGAUCUGCGGUAUCAGACAUUCCCCGAAGAUGCCGAAGAUCGGCGAAAGCUUGGAACAAAAAAGAAAUACAGUGACUCAAGGCCUCAAUCGAAUCAUCUAUUUAAUCAACAUGCUACAGAAGGACAACUUCAAACGCUUAAUAAAAAUUAAUUUAUUCGCUGUUGAUUUCUGAGCGCGAAAGAUUAUUCGACUCUUGUCCUCACUCACUGUGAACCGAUAGAAAUCUCUACCCUAUAUUCUAAUUACUAAAAAUGACGAUAGUGAAAGAAGGUUUUUGAGUUAAAUGUUUGUGAUUGUAGUUCUAGUACAUUUGGAAUGUACGACCUCGAUAAGAAGGAAGGAAACACGGGUUUGCAGGGAAGAUACUUUUGGAGAAUUGAAAACAGCGACGGACAAGGUGCACUGGAGAAAUGCUUUAGUUGGGCCAUACUUAAUGAACACUUGGAAUUCCGUUACUGGUAUUACCGAUUGAUAGAAUCAGACUGGGAAAUGGCUUGCCCUUGUACAGGGUGGCAGGCGUGGUUUGAUCGAGGACGAUUCAGUUGGAGUUGGUGGAAUUCGUGGCCAGAUUGGUGUUUUGAUUCCAGGAGAUCCAAGUUCUUUUAUAUCGACACCAGGAGUGCUGGACGAGUUGGUGUUUUGAUGAGACAACAGUGCUGUUACUCCACGCAGUGGGAAGACUGGGCCUCUCUCAAGCAGGGACCCCCUGAUGGUGGACGGGUAAAAGUGACACUUUUCUAUGACCGGUACAAUCACGUCCAAACCUUUUACACAGAUGAACAGGCUUACCAGUAUUGCUGUGUGGAUCUACCUUUCUGCCAUUGGUUCUAUGCUUAUCGUCCGUCUGAUAGCUGCUGGCUGUAUAGGCCUCCAAUUAGACGUGAGUUUUAGAUAAUGAUAGUUACAUUAUAGAGGUACGAAACCUUAUUGUAUCAUCCUUUGUCAUCUCUUGUAAAUCUUGUCAUGUUAUUCUUGAUUUGUCAGUUUAAGCCACGGGUUAUCUAAAACUACAUUGGAAUUAAAGGUUACCUUUCGUAAUUGUUAUGUAUUGGAGAGUUGUCUAGAAAGAGCUUUGUCAACUUUUACUCUUGGACUCAAACCACUCACUCUAUAUAGUUCAGAUUCUUUGUAACACAAGCAAGUUAAGAGGAGUGUUUCUCUUUUAAUUCAGGAUGGUUCUGGGGUGAUCCUCAUAUCAAGACACUGGACGGUGGUAAUUACACGUUUAACGGUCUUGGUGAAUACACUAUGGUGGAUGCAGAAAAUGGAACAUUUAAUCUUCAGGCCAGAACAAAACUUGCUCAAGGAAACUCAACCACAGCAACCAUCUUCUCAGCAGGAGCUGCUAAAGAAAAAAACUCGAGCACCAUCGAGGUUCGAGUGAAAGACGGAGGUGAGAAUGCUAUGAAGAGCUUGUCAGGUAGGAAAACGAAAACCUCUUAAGGGGUAAUAUUGUAAAGAAACUUUUGUGUUGCGUCGUUGUGGAGUUUAACAAGGAAAAUUUGGUUUUAUCAUCUGAGUUGAUGAUGUAAAAUUGACCACCAUAAAGAGUUUCUUAAGGUAGUUUUCAAUUUAGAGCCAAUAGAAUCCAACUCUUGCGAUUUGAUUUUGUUAGGUGGCUUCCAUAUAUUGAUUGACAGUACACCCUAUAAUGGCUACAGCAAUUUAACAAAUCGAACUGUGGAGGUUGGUGGAAAUCUUUCCAUCUCAAAACCAGAAGAAAACUGUUUACAAGUUUCUUUCCCGUCGACAUCGUCAGUACAGUUCUGCGAGAAUAAGGAAAUGAUGUCGUUCGUUGUAACUCUUGGUGAUGUCUUGAAAAACGCCACAAAAGGAUUGCUGGGAACAUGGAACGAUGACCCUGACGAUGACUUUACACUGCCCGACGGGACGGUUUUGCCAUCGACAUCAUCAUUAAAAGAGAUUCACUACGGAUUUGGAGUCAAAUGUAAGUACCAUAUUAUUUUACAUGAACGCAUUAAACUUCGUCACAACGAAUUUGGCACUACUAUACGGCGAAUGAUCGUCGCGUGUUAUUGCGCUGUUGCUUGCGUUGCGAGUAAAGACCAUGCCCUUUAAAAGAGAUCUUGCAACUGCAGACACAAAACAUGAAUGAUUACCAGUGAACUUUCAAGAGAAGCUCAAGCAGCCUGUGACGGACCAUAAUUUCAUUAAGGAGGAGAGACGAGAUCUCUAGUUGUUUAAUGAACCAGAAAUUGGGAUAAGGGAAGACCAAUUCUUUUACUUGCAGUCGCUACUCUAAGGAAAGCGAAAAGUUCUCAGCACAUUUUGAAAGACAUAACUUUUUUGCUGAUAGCAGUUUUAUAUCUAUCAAGCUGUAUAAUUAAAAUUGAGAACGUUUGGCGGUAAAAUAAAGAAACAGAAGAAAAAUAAAAAUAUAAGCUUGCUCUAUUAGUCAUACAGGCAGAUUAUGGGAGGAUAUAUUAUCCGUUCCGUUUUAACUUUACUAGUCUUACUUUUACAUAAUUUCGUAUCUUGUAAAUGUAUCUAACCCAUUCUUUCCUUACUUAACAAUUAUUCGCCGAAGGCGAAGUCAACAUUGUUGAAUAAUCUCAGGGACGUAGCCGAGUGGAUUAUUCAACAACGUUCACUGAGCCUGGGACGAAUAAUUGUAUUUGUAUAACUGUUCAGGUACUUUCGAAUUCUGUUGUAUAAAUAGAGAAAGUAUUGAGCAUAUUGUGGUACAGUUGUGGUGAUUACUCGUAUCAAGUUUGGCAGGUUUACUCAAUUAAAUAAACAAAAAAAACAUAUCUUCUUUUUGAAAAGUGUUCCGCCUAACUCAAUAGCAUCUUUUGUGCUCUUCGCAAUUGCCCUUUUUUUUUGCUAUCGCGUUCAUCACUUCCGCGAAAACAUUGACAAAACGCGAGACAGCCUCUCUGAAGGUUAACGUUCCUGCCAUAAUCACCUCGCGUAAGGUGACUAUGGCGUGAUAUGACGCACUUCUCCACCAAUCAGAGCGCGCCCAUCUCUAUAAUCACCUGAGCAAUUAUACUAAUUAAUGAUAAUAUCUCCUAGGGCAAAUCAACGAAUCCCAGUCUCUCUUCACUUACGCUGAUAAUGAAAGCGUGGCCACUUAUUCGAAAACUGAAUUUGAGCCCAUGUUUGCUGAUAACAUCACGUGGCAUAAUGACAGUCUAAGACAGAAAGCUGAAGCACAAUGUGGAGAUGAUCACGAAUGUCUGUUUGACGUGGCUUCCACCAACGACUUGUCUGUUGGUAUGGUAACCAAAGAUAUAAGCGUCCAGCUGGUGAACGAGUCGAAUACACUGGGUGAGUUCAGGAGAAAAUGUCGAUUUGGUCAUUGGAGAUUUCUCGGAGUUCAAAUUCUUUUCUCCUUUUAUCUUUUGACUUCCUAAGUGGCUUCCUUUACGCGAACCAUUUAUGAAAAUGGCUCUCCGACAUAAAAGCAAAAAUCGUUUGCAAACAACGCAGGACCAUAUUUUAUUGAAAAAAUGUUUUGGACUGACCUAAUACAGAUGUGAUUAGAAUACGCGAGUAGAUGUACAACGAUUCCAUAAGUGCUAGACAUUAGACAAUAUGAUGAUAAUCAGAAUAUUCCGACUUUACGAAACUUUUUUGGGAUUUAAAACUCGAAGAAUAGUCACUUGUAUAUCUCAAGCUAAGCAUAUUUCAUUUUUUUGGAAUAUUUACAGGCAACUUCCCGCCUAAGAUAGUAAACGCUUCAAAUUUGAUAAAUGCCACACUUGGCGAAACAGUUGAGCUGAAUGUAACAGCUGAGGACGAGGGCUCCAUUACUUUUCACGUGAUAAACAAACCUGCAGGAGCCACGUGGAACCAGACUGGAAACAUGUUGUUAUUUCAUUGGCCCGUAACGUCAUCACAAAAGGUAAAUUUUUCAAUUGAAAACCUUUUCGUUAAACAUUUUCUUUGCAGAAUUACAGUUCAAUUUGCUCUAAAAAAGUAACCCCGGCAAAUCGACAAAGGGGCAGAAUCCACAUACGAAGUUUUUCUUUCUUUGUAGUUUAACAUGACCUUCGUUGCUACUGACGAUAAAGGUGCAAGCGUCAGUUGGAGUCCAACCAUUAGAAUGUGCACCUGCCAACAUGGUGGUCAGUGCGUGGAACCAGAAGAAGGCGACACAGCCAACACUGAUAACAAGUUUAUAUACAUGGGCUGUGCAUGUCAGGGAGGAUACACAGGAAGGUUCUGUGACAGUGACAUUGACGCCUGCGAAAUGAAUGGUCAGCCGUGUUACACGGGAGUUAAGUGUAUUGAUCUUCCUGCACCAGCUAAUUCCAGUGGAUAUAAAUGUGGACCCUGUCCAUCAGGGUACACUGGAAAUGGAGCUCAGUGUACUGGUGGGUUGACUUGUAGAUUUCUCAAUAAAGUUCAAGUCGGGCAGACCUUUAGGGGUUUUAUUUGAUAGAAUGUUCCUUAAUCCUUUAACUCCCAUGAGUGACCAAGACAAAAUUUUAAUUACAGUACCAAUACAAUAUCGAGCAGACAAGUAAUGGGAAUGACGAAAAUUAUGAUCCAUCUAAUAUUUUUCCUCGUGCACGAUUGGUCUAAACAUAUUACGUGACAGGAUAUCCGAGGAUAUCACCCAGGUGAUAUUCCCCAAGUUUCAAACCUUACGUCCACCACGAUUAGUCGUCAUUUAAAAAUUAAUUCAGGAUGAGAGAGCGUCUCAGGGUUGUUGCGGAAGAGGGAAAUAUUUGUUUGUUCAUAAAAUCGUACCAGAGAACACUCAAAUUAAAACCUCCCACGCAGCAAACAGUUAACUGUUCGUGAACAUUUUCACGCGUGUUGCAAAAUAUUUGAAGGAUAAUAAGUACAAUAGCCUCUAUUUUGCGCGAAAGUGUGCUCGUAUAUUUUCGCGCCAAAUAAAGCUAUUGUUUAUAUUUAACAAAUAGAGAAGCCUUGACUGUGCUCUGUUCUGUUAUAAAGCACGCAGGAAAAGGCUAGAGCACGAAAGAAGUGUAGGGAGAAACACGAGCCGUAGCCCUAACCCUAACCCUAACCCUAAACCCUAACCCUAACCCCCACUUCUUGAGUGCUCUAGCCGCUUCCUAAGUGCUUUAUAACAGAACAGAGCACAGUCAAAGCUUCUCUAUUUGUUUUAUAAUAAAGAAUCCGUUAAAUUCCCCAAGAAUUACUUUCAAUUUUCAAAACAAACUUUAUUUCCAAAGCGAACAACAGUGUCGUCAGCAUGCUCUAUACUCUCAUAGAGCAUGCUACAAUAGGCCAAUCAGAAUCCCUGUUAGAAUGGUUCAAAUAGUCUGAUUGGCUCUACAAGACAAAAGCUGUCAAAAGUGUCGAACCAUCAAAGUUCAAAAACCAUUAAAGUUCACAAUCUGAGAUAGUUUACAAACUAAAAUAGUUCGGCAAGUCGAAUUUAACGCUUUUGCUUGAAGUUUUUAAUACAGAAUCCUCAAGUGAAAUGUUCAGUGAACUUCAGCCGAAUUAUGGCUCAUAAAAAACGCAAUUUUUUUCACAUGACAAGGUAAAAAACAAACUGUUCAAGGCGGUGUUUUUUAAAUGAACGACAACCGAAUUCACCGGAACAUGAAGAUCGCUCGGAAUGACAGCGUCGCAAAACUCGGCUGCAGUGACUGAAGUGACUUUCCACUCAACGCAUCGGAAAGGAUAUCAGAGCGAGUUCUUAUUUUUUCACUCGAAGGGCGGCCGAUGUAGUUUCUGAGGCUUGCUUUACUGUGAUGACCGGAGAUCGUCAUGAUAAGCAAGCCGCGAUGGACUUCUGCAUGAUCAUAUUUGCUCAGACACCGUCAUGAUUAGUAUGAAUUUUAACAGUUAUGUCAGUUUGGUUAUAUUUUUCAUAAUUUCUGUUUUGUUCUAUUUUGUUUUUGAACUCUGAACUUUAUAUGCUAUUCGAGUGUUUGCUGUGUUUGAUUUUUAUUACCGUACUUAAGCUUGCAAUCUAACUGAGCGUGAAAAUCUUUGAAACUCGGGAUGUCUAUUUUGUUUUUCCUUAAAGGAUUUUCAUAUCUGCUCACGUUUUAAUAACGUAAAUUACGGCGCCUGGUAUGUUUACAAACCUUUGUUUGGUUCUUCCGUUGCUACUUGCCGGCUCGCUUGUUCCGAAAUUUCACUUUCAAUUAUCGGAAAAAAGCUAAAAAGAAGUCCCGGAAAAGGUCGAACAUAGAAUAAUUUGGCAGAUGGCGUGACAGCUUUAGCUCAGUUCUAUGCUCUAUACUCUCAUAGAGCACGCCCUUUCAACCAAUGACAGCGCGCGUUAUAUCCGAACUUUAUUAUAACUAUCAAUUAGUAAAUUAUGAGUUGAUCCAAUAUCAAAUUUUCCAAACUAAAAUCAUAAGAAUUGUACGGCAGACAGUAAGGAGAAUUCCUAAUGAUAUCGUGGGAGUGAAAGAGUUGAGGUGAAUAUAGAUAAAACAACACUGCAUGGGAAAGAACUUUGUAAGUGUAAGAUAUACCGCCAAAAAAUGUUUAAUACAUAUUUUGCUUCUUCUUCUCCUGAAAAAAUGACUUACUGCAUCAAAACGCCCCCCUCUUGCCUAACCUCCCCCUAAACUGUGAACAGAACACAAUAUACGACCUGACAACAACGAGCGACUUUUCCUCAGAAAUGUCACUGAAAUUUCCGUUGCACCAGGUCAGUCAGGAGUUGCAUUUUUUUAUCGUGGAAAUUUUCUGAAAAUUAUUAAUUAUUAUAGAUGUCUAAGAUGAUAAAAUCAAUCACAGAAUUCUGGUUAAAUAUUAUGCAAUAUUUUCCUUAGACUAUGACGAAUGCCAAAGUAAUUCAUCAAACAACUGUGAGCAGAUAUGUGUCAAUAUUCCAACUUCUUUCUUCUGUGAGUGUCGUGAUGGAUACUCGCUAAAUGAAGACGGACGCAGCUGUGAUGGUAAGACUUUUGUUUUCAAACUCCUGAAACUUUACGGUAAGAUUAGAGGAGAAUUUCUGGCACUUAGCUUUAAUGUGGAACUAGACCAAGAUAAUGAAAUCGUAGUUCAUUUUUCUUUUUUCCGUUGACGUAAACAUCAUACUUGUCAACUCAACAUUUCCUAUCAAAUUUACGCAUGAAAUAUCAAAAGAAAUUCCCUAAUUUAAAGCUUAAAUUAUCUUUUUUAGCCCUCGUUCAGCGUAAAGUUCAUAGCUAGCCUUCCCAAUGACCCACUCUACAAAAGUCCCAACAAGUCCUCCCUAGCACUAAUCACGGUUUAGAAUUGGUUUGAUUCAAACUCAAUUUAAACCUUAGAGGGCGAAAUGUUGACGUCCUGGCAUUCCCCUUAAAUAAGACGCCUAAGGUUUCCCUCGAUGAUAAAAAACAAAUGUUAUAUUCUUUUUUGGCACGUAGACGUUGAUGAAUGCAAUCCAUCGAGCGACUGUAUGCAAAAAUGUAUCAACAGUGAGGGAAGUUACAACUGUUCAUGUAACGAGUUUUUCAAAACUGAUCCUAGUGACUGGAGGAAGUGUGUAGGUGAGUUAGUCUUUGCUGAGAGGCCUCAUGUUAUUUCUUAUCAGGCAUCUUCUAACAUGCAAACUGUCAUCUUAUGCUGGCUGCGGCAUCCGAAGUGAGCGAGCGAUCGAGCUAAGCAAUACAUCUGUUGGAAGAAAUCCUUUUGUACAAUCGCCUCGUACAUAUUUUUCUCUGCUAAUAUGCAAUGAAGGCAAAGCUCAAGUUGAAAAAGACUUCUUCCGCCAUAUCGGAUCAACACCAUCAAACAACGGUAUUUACUUAUGAUACGACUGUUCCCUUCACUUCGCAGCCAAAAACCCUUGUUCUUCUGAUCCUGGCUGCGAACACGUUUGCUUCCAGGGAAGCAGCAAUGAAGCAACUUGUGAUUGUUAUGCUAACUACGAGCUGGACAGCAAUGAAAAGAACUGUACAGGUAAGCUUUUAAUUUUCUUCUUCAACCUUAAGGAGUUAGUGGUAGAUCGUUCUCAGUAUUUUUUUUGGAACGAGAACCAAAGGAAGAAUGUUUAAGAGCCUUUUGAGUGUUAAACAAGUUAUAAAGUUAUUUAGAUUAUAUUUGUAGACUCAUUUACCACAACGCAUGUGGUGCAAUAAGAUACAUACGUGCCAGCUUUACUCUCACUUGUUUCCCUAGUUACGAAGAAAUAGAACUGAUGCCGUUUGGAUAGUUUGUGGCUGAUACCAACUGACGACGAAAUGUUACUUGAAACGUUGAAAUACAAUAUAGAAGCACCAACUAAAGCCGUUGUACUUUUUUCUCUGUAGAUAUCAAUGAAUGUGAUCCAGCUAAAGAACUUGAUCGGUGCAAUCAGAUUUGUACAAAUACCCCAGGAAGUUAUAAGUGUUCGUGUGAGAAGGGUUUUGAAUUGAAGAAAGAUGGCUACGAGUGUGAAGGUAAAUAACUAAAUUCUAUAUAAGUUUAAUUGAUAGCAAAGAGGUGUAGAGAAUGAAUGCAUUUACAGACAAACGACCGUUUGAAAUAAGUUUUUGCCUUAAUUAAUGAUUUUCAACGUGUUUGCCAUGCAGAUAUCAACGAGUGUCUGAAUGAUGACUUGUUCAACUGCACGGAUGAGUUUCACAAGUGCGUCAACACUCGUGGCUCCUACAAGUGUGAAUGUGAUCAAGACUUGUACUUUAUUGAUGGAAAAUGCAAAGGUAUUUGAUCAUUUUUAGACGAAAAUUUCCUGGAAGUUGGGGUAUGCAUUGGAGUGUCAUUCUGCUCUUUGCGUUUUGAUACUUGACAGUUGAAUUUUGAGCUUGACAGUCAUAUCAAGCUCAAAUAUCGAAAGCUCAAUCUACUAGUCGUGAAGCGUUUAACAAUAAGACAGGCUCUUGUUGUUACAUUAGUAACCACUCUUAUUUAUCGCCAGGGGGUGGACCAGAUUUUUUCGGGGGGGGGGAUUACAUGAUUUUUAGGGGGUAUGGAAGGAGAUCAGUCGUCGCCAACAGAGUAUACAGGGGGGUCAUACAAAUAUUACACAGUCUUAUGGAAGGAUCAGGUGCAAACAAACUCCUCCCCCCUGGCAAUAAAUAAUGACCAUUUCCUUACUUUGUUCAUAACUGCGCAUUGUUAGGCCACUCACUCUAUUCACUAUCUUUAACGGAGCAAAUAAUGAGUACAUAGCCAAUCAGAUUGCGGCACCUGUGAUAGGACGUUGGGAGAUUUAGUCUUAAAGAAAUACUCUUUGGAAAACUCGAAAACUGAUCGAAAGUGAUGAAGAAAACUUAUAAGUAUAUUUUGUGUAAUUAUACAAAGGUUUCUUACAUAUUAAAAAUUUACCCAGGUUUGGAGAAAAACGAGACAGUCCCUAUACCAGACCUGGCUGAGCCACGUGUCCCAUCCCAAAACGAGAAGCUAGAAGCUGUUCAGUUUUCAAUUCCAAGUGGGGUAGGUACCUCGAGUUAUAGAAAUGACGUCGUGUGCUGCAGAUCAUAUGAAAAAAAUGUUAUAGGGUACGCCCUGAAGCUUAUUAGGUUUCUUGCACAAGUGUAUAGCGGUUUCUUGCUUUAAAAAAGUGCGCGUGUAGAAUAUUUUCCAGGAACUAUGAUGGCCAACUCUUGCGAGUAAACUAGCAAGCAAUAAAUAGGCCCAACCUUUUCCAAACAGGUUGAAUCUCGAAUGGCCAAUGACCUGAAAUCUAUUACAGAUGAAUUUUCUCAUAACAUCGUUUCUCUGCAUGACUAGUCGCCCAGAAUGCUAUUGUCUUUCGCGACAUGUACUUACAGUGCCCAGUUUUUUAAUACGCGGCAUAAUAAUUUGCAUAUCAAGAACUAGUCAGCUAUGAUUCGUCAACAGAUUUUGCUUUGGGAAUACUUGAGUCUCUUUGGUGAUUUUAACUGCUGUCAAUCAAACGGUUGGAUGUGUGAGCUGAAAUCCCAAGAUGCGAUAAUGUUAACCAUAGCGUCUAAUUAAAGGCGGGCCGCGCUCUUUACAAAGCACUUUAAUGUCACUGAAAUUCGUAUGCAGCGAUAUGUUUUAAUUUUACAAUGCAGACCGCCGUCAAAACGUUAUCUGAGUGAACUGAAAUAGUUUUCUAUUGGAAUACGGAGUCUUUCCAAAACAAUAUUAAACUUUAUUCAUGUUCUUUCUGGCAGGUUGAUUGGGAUUUUGAUAGAGAUAAAUCUUUUAAAGAGAAAUUGGCGUCUGCUACAUCCGAGUUUUGCAGUAAGAACAGGACAACGUGCUCACUAAAAGAAAAACGACGAAAAAGGUGAUUACAACAGAAACUAAUACGCUUUUGUUUUUGGUGCGCCAUCUUUGUAGAUGAAAGGCACAUAGCUUUCUGUGGGCCUUCCUUUUUCAGUUGGAGUCCUUCGUGGUUGCAGAUACCUCCAGUGUUCCUCUUCCCAGUGAUUUCUCCUGCCCACUUCUUCUUCCUUUCGCUUUUCUUUUAAUUUUAGCACUGCAUGAUCUAGUGCUUAUUCAGACAGUAUCCUCUAGUUUAAAGUUCCUUUCUUCCCAUGACCUUUCCUGAGCAGAACUUCCGUAAUUUUUACUGGUUUAUAAUAAGUAAUUAUAAAUCGAUUUUAAUUAAAAACUAACUUUUCCAUGCUGAUUUUACAACUUACUGUGUCUCGUUAAAGCUUCCAAAAAUUAUCACGAAUAAUUUCUGCAGAUCAAUGAUUUCCAUCCCUCACUACAUUGAUGCUUUAUUAUUAAACUAAUUUUUCUCUUGUCAGACGCUCUCCAUUCCUAGACCUCUACACCGCUGACCAGGUUCAUCUUCUGCCUGGUUACCCUAGCAACUCAUCAGACUCUCUCCAGGUUGCAUUUUAUGUACAGCAGCCUGCUGGUCUUUUUAUUGGAAAUAUCUCAGUUCUUCCCCGUGACGCGUUGGUCGCCAUUGUAAUAGCUUACAAGCCCGUGAUCGAGGCAGCCAUUGGCGCGAACAUCUCUGAUAUAGAGACUUUAUUCGAACCCAGCUCACCUACAGAAUACCCAACAGUGAGACCACUGGAGCCAAACAGCAAUGGCUGGAAAUGGAUUGUGAUUGGUAUCAGUGUAGGAUUGGUUGUUCUAAUAGCCGUUAUUAUUAUCAUCGUCGUUGUUUGGUAA